AACCGAGGAAAAUCAAGGUCUCACCUGGCUUCCAUUUUCAAGAGAACAUCCUGGGCUAUCAGCUCAUGAUAAAAAUCAAUACAAUCCUAUUGAAAAAUUCUUACACACGAUCUGGUUUUUCAAAGAUCUCCUGGAAAGCCUGUUUCAGAAAACUCUUCUGAAAAUAAUUUUGCUUGUGAAAACAUGCCCAAGUCUCCUUUUUAGUAUGGCGAAAACCGGAGCUCUGAACAAAAUAUUUUCAUUUUUUCCGAGAACAGGGUCUAAAUAGACCCUGAUUGGUAGUACAAGGGUUAAUAUACAGUUUGCAUCCGCGCGUUGCAGAUUUGCACAUCCCAUUUCAGAGUUUAUUAUAUCAUAGUUUACUCAGACUUUUCUUCGAGAACAUGAUGCUGCUCCAACCAGAAAAUUUCCGUUCCAGCUCAGCUCCAGCUCCGUUCUGACUCCACUCCCGCUCACUCCAGCUCCGCUCCGAUCUGCAGCGUGAAAUAAGACUAGUUGAAAUGGGGGAAGUGUCGAUUGCAUUUGAGUAGAAUCAGCAUAGCGAGUAUGUUCUUAGAGAGUUGACUGACAUGGGAUCGCCUGAACAUCCCACCGGAAGAAAACACACGUUCUACAGGAGCGGCUGUGAAAGGUACACAACUGCGACUGAUUAUAAAUACGACAAAGAAAUAUCCACUGCGAUGAAUAGUCAACGAUAAGCUUUCCUCUGAUUGGUGGAUCUAUCAUCGUUUACAGAACACGAAGGAAAAAUGGAGCUAUUGACAGAGAGCUAAAAGAAACCGCCGCUCCGACUCCGCUCCAGCUCCAUGGUUUUUAAGAAGGCUUCGCUCCACUCCGACUUCAUGACUCUCACAAAACGCUCACUCCGGCUCCGGUGAUUUUCAUCAACCGCUCCGCUCCAGAAGCUGAGCUAGCUCUGCGCAGCGCCUGCUCCGGAAUCGCAGUUCCCCAUCUCUGGUAAGACUUAUGCUUUUUAGUGUUUUGGGAGAUUCGAGCAAUUCCUAGAUUCCUUGAGCUAUGAGAAAAUCGCUUUGCGUUUCUUGAACUGAAGGUCGAACAUUCGAAAAUUUCUUUAUUAGGGAUAUCAUUAUUAAAUACAGUCAGAUCGAUUAAGAGGAAAGUUUAUACAUUAAACGUUAAAAACUAGAUCUAGUAGAAAAUCGAAACAGCACACAUAGCUCUUCAUAUGAAGACUUAUACGAGAAAGUUUUUAUACAAUUUCAUAUAUAAAAGAUAUCUUUUAUAUAUGUAUCUUUUAUAUAUGUGUAGGUAUAACCUUAUCGGUCUAGCCUUGAAUUUUCUCUCUUUUGUUCUAUUGUAUUUCACAGUAAAAAUAGAGAAAAAUAGUAGUUGUUUUCAUCAUUUGUACAUUUAUUCCGUUUAUGUUUAUGUUUUUGAAAAUGACCAGUUAAAGGUAGAAAUACCAACAAAUAAAGGUAUGGAAGUCCAAAACAACUGCAAUUAUUAUCACAUUUUUUACACAACGUUCCUUUUUUAAAAUUGUGUGACAUCUAUCUCUCCCUACGACAUUCACCCUGCCCUUUUUUUGUACAUAUGUACGCUAAACCGAAACGAUCAUAAAAUAAUAAAAAUAAUUGUGUUAUAUGUUUGUUUUAUCACAUCAUUACUCAAGCGUAGUAAAAGUAUGUUUUCUUUCCUUUCUUGACAAAGGAAUACAUGUCAGUGAUCAGAUUUUUUAAAACGAGAACAAAAUAUGGCAUACACGUAGAAUGAUUAACGUACUGCACGGAUGAGAGCGAGUGUAUUGAAUAUAUUAACCUGUGAUUAAAACUCGGUAUUCAUUUAGUUAUGACCAUUGAUAAUAAAACUGUACAUUCUACUGCUGUUCCAUCAACAGCAAAAGCCAAUGCUCUCAGCGAUGAUGCACAACUUAUAGAUCUUGGCUAUACUCCUGAACUUAAACGUGUAUUCAGUUAUCUAUCGGCCUUCGGGCAAGCAUGGGGAGCACAAGGAUUAGCUCCGUCAAUUGCCGGUUCACUCGUCUUUUCACUUGGAAGUGGUGGGUCAGUCACUGCAUUUUGGACAUGGAUUGCCGGCUGUGUAAUGUUGAUCACUGUUGCACUGGCAUUGGGUGAAUUGGGAAGUUCCAUGCCGACUUCUGGUGGGGUAUACUAUUGGGUAGCAAAGUUAACUCCUGUCAAGUAUCGACCACUAUUCUGUUGGGUUAGUGCAUAUAUGGUAAUACUCGGGUAUAUUGCAUUCUAUGCUAGUACAGUUUAUUUUACAACGACAAUGUUUUUAGCGGUUAUUAGUAUGGGCUAUGACGGAGCUUACGUACCGAAUAAGUAUCACGAUUAUGGCGUCUACGUUGGCUUUUGUAUUCUCACAUGUGCAAUGACUGCAUUACCAUCACGAAUUCUAUCUCGUUUAAAUCAAUUCUACGUAUUCUAUCAAGCAGCCGUUUGUCUUGCUCUCAUCCUCGCUAUGGCAAUUGCAACACCAAAAUCGAAUCGGAAUUCGGCAAAGUUUGUUUUUGUAGAGUUUCAGAACACUGGUUUUUGGAGUAAUAAUGUUUGGGCCUGGUUUUUGGGACUACUCUGUCCAGUCUGGGUUGUCUCGGGGUUUGAAUCAAGCUCAACCUUAGCUGAAGAAGCGAGUAAUGCAUCACGUGUCGUACCAUUUGCUAUGAUUUCGUCACUCUUAGCUUCACUUUUUAUCGGUGCAGCGAUUAUCAUAACACUUCUAUUCACAAUGGGACAAAAUAUUAAUAGUCUACUGGAAAGUAAAUUUGAACAGCCCGUUGGACAAAUGCUGUACAAUGGUUUAGGGACGAAGGGUUCCGUAGCACUAUUCUUCUUUAUGUUUAUUGCAUUCGUCUUUAAUGACACGAAUCUACUCUUCCCAGCAUCACGCGAACUAUUUGCAUUCAGUCGAGAUGGUGGAUUCCCAUUCAGUGGAUAUCUAAGGGUUCUCACGUCGAACAAAGUACCUCGACGAUGUGUUUGGCUUUGUGGCUUCAUAUCCAUUAUAAUCGGACUAUUGAUGUUGGUGAAUAACACAGCUAUUACAGCUAUAUUUAAUCUGGCAGUUAUUGCUUUAUACUUGGGAUAUAUAGCUCCACUUGCUUCGAGAUUGAUCUGGCUACGGAAUGAUUUUCAUCCUGGUCCAUUCUAUCUCGGCAAGCGAUUGAGUCUCAUUAAUUCAGCUGUUGCAAUUGUUUGGAUGGUAUUUAUUAUUAUUCUCCUACUAUUUCCAUCGUAUCAACAGCCGAAUGCACAACAAAUGAAUUAUGCGAUUGUAGUUAUUGGAUUUGUAAUCAUAGCAAGUUUACUUUAUUAUUAUUUUCCAAAAUAUGGUGGUAAGACAUUUUUUCAUGGACCGGUGAGAACAGCAGUGGUAGUGAUGGAAGGAGUGAAGGAUGACGAGAGGCAUGACCGUUGGAUAUAA
Messenger RNA from Didymodactylos carnosus, 3408 nucleotides. The record is from the annotation of a GenBank genome assembly. Lineage: Eukaryota; Metazoa; Rotifera; Eurotatoria; Philodinida; Philodinidae.